Polistes canadensis is the source of this 532-nucleotide messenger RNA. RefSeq lists its product as uncharacterized. The record is from RefSeq and is a predicted model, not a curated record. Lineage: Eukaryota; Metazoa; Arthropoda; Insecta; Hymenoptera; Vespidae.
CGUUCGUCGUAUUGGCGAUCAUCGUCCUAUGCGUGUCUUCUUCUUCGCCGAUAAAGGAAAAUAUUUUUACGUGCGACUGCAAUCAUUGCGACGAUGAGAAGAAGAAGAAUACGAUCGAUUUUAGAGAAAAGGAAAUGACUACUACGACCGUUCCGGAUGGGAAAACGAGUGAAAAAGAAAGCAAUGGUGGUGGCAAUGGUGGUAAUGGAACAAUCUGUGCUAGAGAUCGCGAUUUCGAAGACAAAACCUUCUCGAGCAUGUGUCACAUGCUUUGUCAUAAUAAAUGUACUCGUUUUCAUAUAACUACGCAAAAACACAAGAAUAUAACGAGAUUUAUUAAUGGUAUCUAUAGAACAAAUUACUACAAAUUGUGGGAUGGUCCUUGUAGGACCAGUGCAGAAAGAAAAAACAGUGGAGAAAAAAUAGAAAAAAGAAGAAUAUUAAAAACAUUUAUCUAAUAUACAAUAUAUAUAAAUAUAUUUUAUAAAGAUGUAACAAAUUUAUAUUUUCUAUAAAGUACAAGGUAUGAUAA